Molecule: messenger RNA, 1152 nt
Organism: Vigna angularis (adzuki bean)
Lineage: Eukaryota; Viridiplantae; Streptophyta; Magnoliopsida; Fabales; Fabaceae
Product: protein FAR1-RELATED SEQUENCE 5-like
Exons: 1
Coding region: 1-1152 (383 amino acids)
Biological process (GO): regulation of DNA-templated transcription
Source: RefSeq, a predicted model, not a curated record
AUGGACGAAUAUCAUUAUGGGAUGGAUUCUGAAAUAAAUCGUACCAUGCAAUCAGGAUUUUCAUCAUUUAUAAAUGAGGUUGCUGAGGAAGAUCUGACGAAUAAUUUCACAACAAAUGAAAUUUUUUCUUCUCGUGAAAACUUAAUUGAAUGGGUAAAAGGGAUUGCAAAUGAUCUAGGAUUUGUUGUGGUGACUAUAAGAUCCGAUAAAGCUACCGGUCAACCUGGGAGGAAGACGUUUGUGUUGCUAGGAUGUGAAAGAGGCGGAAAAUAUAGAAAAUACAAACCCGACCAACCUAGUGCAUAUGGCACCCAAAAAUGUGAGUGUCAUUUCCAGUUAAGGGGCAAACCAUCUGGUAAUGGCUAUGGGUGGGUAUUACAAGUGAUAUGUGGAUACCAUAACCACGAUUUAGCAAAAACUUUAGUGGGGCAUCCUUAUGCUGGUAGGUUAAAUCCUACUGAACAAGCAAUACUUGUUGAUAUGACUAAAACCCAAGUAACACCAGCAAAUAUUUUGUUGACUCUGAAACAAAAUAAUGAGCAUAAUGUAACUACAAUAAAACAAGUGUACACAGCAAGGUAUACAUAUAAACGCUCAUUGAGAGGGUCGAGAACUGAGUUGCAACAAUUGAUGAUGAUGUUGGAUCGGGAUAACUACAUACAUUGGAGUAGAUGUGCAGAGGAUUCUGAAGUUGUUAGUGACCUCUUUUGGACACAUCCUGAUGCAAUCAAGUUAUUGAAUGCAUUUAAUGUUGUUUUGUUAAUGGAUUCAACUUACAAAACAAAUAAAUAUCGGUUGCCAUUGUUAGAGAUUAUUGGUAUGACAUCUACUGGGUUAACCUACUCAGUCGCAUUUGCAUUCUUAUCAAGUGAGCGUCAAAAUAAUUUCACUUGGGCUCUUCAAAAGCUUAGAGGUUUAUUUUUGACAUCUGAUACUGGUCCACAAGUCAUUGUCAGCGAUAGAGACUUGUCUUUGAUGAAUUCCAUCGGCAAUGUCUUUCCUCAGUCAUAUCAGUUGUUAUGUCGCUUCCAUAUUUCAAAAAAUGUACUAGCGAAGUGCAAAAUGUUACUUGAUUCUAAGGAAGCAUGGGAUGUCAUAAUGGAAGAAUGGGAGAACGUCAUUGGUGCGGGCGUCGCGACCCGUCAAAUUUGA